This is a messenger RNA of Clunio marinus, 907 nucleotides long. Lineage: Eukaryota; Metazoa; Arthropoda; Insecta; Diptera; Chironomidae. The record is from the annotation of a GenBank genome assembly.
CUCUUUUGAAUUGCUUUUCUUUAAUAAAAAAACAAAAUGCUUCGAAAUUUAUUAGGAAAGACGACAAUAGAUUCUCUAAGUGCAAAUGGAUUUAACAUCAGCUACAAUCCAGUUUGCGUACAAAGUGUUAGAUGGAGAAGGAAGCCGAGAUGGAUUCCUAAAGCUAAAACAAAGAUUUUUAGAAUUCCUAAUCAUAAACCUUUAUUGCCAGAAGAAACUCAUGAAUGGUUGAGGAUUAACAACAAUUACAAAUUACAGAUGAAUUCAGUUCGUGCAUUUUUCCGUGAAGAAGUAAUGAAUAAAAAAAAACUUAUUGCCCAAGGACAGACACCGGCAGAUGAAGAAGCCGAAUUUGAACGUUGUAAAUCUAUCAAUGACGAAUGGAAUCAAGAAAUAGCAAAUAUUCGUGAUGCAAGAUAUGCAAGAAUUAUGAAGAAAAGAUGUGAGAAGCUUGAGACAAGUCUUGACCAUCUGGAGAGGAUAAAAGAAUUGCAAAUGACGAAGAUUGAAGAACGUGUUCGAAUUCAAAAGGAGAAAUCUACAACUUUCAUUACUCGUAAAAAUAUUGAUCAAGCUAUUGAGCAUGCAUUGUCGAAUCAAGUCGACUUCAAUUUCUCGAUUGAUUUGCAGGGAAAUAUUUACAAAGGUGAUGAGAAACCUGGAAGUGUCGCUAAGAAAGAAGCUAAUUAAGCUUCUUCUUAAUUCAUCAAUUAGCAAUUGUUUAGUCAUAAAAUAAUUUCAUUAAAAACUUGAUUUAUUCACAACGAAGAAAAUCAAACGAGUUUUGAUCACAUUUCAUGGUAUGAGGUGUCAAAGUAACAAAUAAUAUUUUCAUGGUGUCAUCUUAUGAAAUAAAUGAAGCCAGUCGGGAGUUACAUUAAAUUUUGCAUUGAUUUGUCCUAAACUG